CUUUUUGUCCAAUACCCCUUCUUCCUCAACAGAGCCGUUCUCCAUCACUCUUCUAGGGUUUUUCAGGAUUUCUCUUUCCCAAUCUCACAAAAAACUUAAGGGUUUGUACUCUCUACUUGAAAUAAUGGAUAAAGAUACUUCCUUUCUAUUCUCUGGUAUCAAUUUCAACAGGAAGCGAUUUGCCAAUGAUUUUUCCAGAUUCAAAGAGAAAAAGGAGCAAGAAGAAAUUGAAGUGAAAAGCUUGAAUGAAACUCCAUGUGAAGAAAUAGAAGAUGUGAAAAUAUCAACUAAGAAGAGGAAAAGGAAAGGAACAGCUUCCGGUUUAGAAUCUGUGGUAGGGUUCAAUGUUUUCAAAAACUCAAAUUCAAAUGAACCGAUUCAAGACAAUGAACAGGCUCAAAAUGAGGAUCCUGAAUGGAAAAAGGAACAGAACAGGCAAAUUGAGAAAGAUGCUAUUUUGAGAAAGAAGCAUAACAUCCAUGUUUCUGGUAGCAAUGUACCAUCACCAUUUCAAAGUUUUUCAGACCUAAAAACAAGAUAUGGAUGUAAAAGGUAUUUACUACGCAACUUUGACGAACUUGGAUAUAAGGAGCCAACACCAAUACAAAGGCAGGCUAUGCCAGUACUUUUAUCAGGACGUGAAUGCUUUGCCUGUGCUCCAACAGGUUCGGGGAAAACCAUGGCUUUUGUCUGCCCCAUGCUAAUGAAGCUUCAGAAUGCUUCAAAAGAUGGGGUUCGGGCUGUGAUUAUCUGCCCCACCAAAGAGUUAGCUGCCCAAACGGCUAGAGAGUGCAAGAAGUUAGCUAAAGGAAAGAAAUUCAAUAUUAAGUUGAUGACAAAUCAGCUUGUCAAAAGUGCUGAAUUAACGAAACUUCCAUGUGAUAUACUUAUAUCCACACCACAGAGGCUGCAGAUUGCUAUCCAUAAAAGCAAGCUUGAUUUGAGCAGGGUGGAAUACCUUGUUCUUGAUGAAUCAGAUAAGUUAUUUGAGCUUGGUUUGGUGGAGCAGGUUGAUGCUGUGGUGAAAGCAUGUUCAAACCCUUCAAUUGUACGCUCGUUAUUCAGUGCAACUUUACCUGAUUCGGUAGAAGAGCUUGCACGCACAUUAAUGCAUGAUGCUGUCCGAAUUAUUAUUGGCAGGAAGAAUUCGGUUUCUGAAUUAAUUAAACAAAAACUGACUUUUGUUGGGGGUGAAGAGGGGAAGCUUCUUGCUCUUCGUCAAAGCUUCGAAGUGAGUUUGAAUCCGCCAGUGUUAGUCUUUGUUCAAAAUAAGGAAAGAGCGAAACAGCUAUAUCAGGAAUUGGCUUUUGAUGAUAUCAGACCCGAUGUUAUUCAUGCCGAUUUAACCCAGUCCGAGCGAGAAGAUGCUAUCAACAACUUCAGAGCUGGAAAGACAUGGGUAUUGAUCGCAACUGAUGUUGUUGCUAGAGGCAUGGAUUUCAAAGGGGUUAAUUGUGUAAUUAACUACGAUUUUCCAGACUCCGCCUCAUCAUACAUUCACAGAAUAGGUCGGUCAGGAAGGGCUGGAAGGAGUGGAGAAGCUGUUACUUUCUACACCGAGGCAGACAUUCCGUUCUUGAGGAACAUAGCCAAUGUGAUGGCAGCUUCUGGUUGCGAUGUCCCGGCAUGGAUUAUGUCCUUGCAGAAGAAAAAAUGGAGAAAACACAGGCCUGAAAGAGAUUCCAUCUCUACAAAACCGAUCGAAGAUGAGGAUUAAGCCAUAACUUCUCACCUUUUCCGCCUAUUCGCAGACAAUUUUGUUUCAAAAUGGCCAUUUUAGCCAUCAUUAUAGACUAUAAACUUUCUAUUAUCUGAUAUUUUUUGGAAAUUAGGUUUUCUUAUACAAGAAUUGUUGUUUUAUAUGAACUCAGAAGCUAGUAUUGGGAUGUAGACAGUUUUUG
Molecule: messenger RNA, 1901 nt
Organism: Impatiens glandulifera
Lineage: Eukaryota; Viridiplantae; Streptophyta; Magnoliopsida; Ericales; Balsaminaceae
Product: DEAD-box ATP-dependent RNA helicase 57
Exons: 12
Coding region: 125-1717 (530 amino acids)
Biological process (GO): maturation of SSU-rRNA
Molecular function (GO): nucleic acid binding; RNA helicase activity; ATP binding
Source: RefSeq, a predicted model, not a curated record